This is a messenger RNA of Telopea speciosissima, 2609 nucleotides long. Its product is annotated as MA3 DOMAIN-CONTAINING TRANSLATION REGULATORY FACTOR 1-like. The coding region runs from base 269 to 2422 and encodes 717 amino acids. The record is from RefSeq and is a predicted model, not a curated record. Lineage: Eukaryota; Viridiplantae; Streptophyta; Magnoliopsida; Proteales; Proteaceae. Gene Ontology annotation, biological process: negative regulation of DNA-templated transcription. The transcript is spliced from 4 exons.
AGAAGAACGAGCUUGGGAGAGAGGGAGAUAAACAGUUCUUGAUCUCUCCCUCGCGACUUCGUGAGGUUCUAUUUCUAGGGUUUUCUGCAUGUUUACUACCUUGUUUCUUGGUGUUGUUGGCUCUUGAUUCCAAGAUCCGACUGCUUUCACUGUCUUGGCUCGAGAUCCGGGCCAAGUACAGAAGUACUUAGUGGAGCAAGAUCUCUGCAAUUUCAAUCACAGAUUAACGAUCGGAGUAGUUGGUUUUCUCCAGUUGAAGUGCCGCGGAAUGGCUUCGAACGAGGGGUUUCUGACCGAGGAGCAGAGGGAAAGUUUGAAGAAUGCAGAGUCUCUAUCUUCUUCGCCAAAAUCCCCCAGUUCCCUGCUUAAUGAGCACCAUAUUAAAGUUUCUACUGUGGGGAAGGUCCCCCCCACUUUUGGGUUUGGGGGGAGGCAUAUCCGUCGGUCACACUCUGGGAAGCUCGUUCGUGUGAAGAAGGAUGGUGCUGGUGGGAAAGGAACAUGGGGUAAACUACUUGAUACCGAUGGUGGUUCCUGUGUAGAUCGGAAGGAUCCUAACUAUGACAGUGGAGAGUCUCUUUUGCCUAAUCUCCACCAGGAACCAUAUCAGCUUGUAGGUUCUACUAUCUCUGAUCCCCUUGAUGAAUACAAGAAAGCAGUGGUUACUAUCAUAGAGGAAUAUUUCAGCACAGGAGAUGUGGAAUUAGCAGCAUCUGAGCUCAGAGAACUAGGCUCAAGUGAAUAUCAUCCCUAUUUUGUUAAGAGACUCAUUUCGAUGGCCAUGGAUAGGCAUGAUAAGGAGAAGGAGAUGGCUUCAGUUUUACUCUCAGCUCUCUAUGCUGAUGUAAUCAGCUCAGCCGAGAUCAGCCAAGGAUUUCUCUUGCUUCUGGAGUCUGCUGAUGAUUUGGCACUUGACAUACUUGAUGCUGUCGAUGUUUUGGCUCUGUUCCUUGCACGUGCUGUAGUUGAUGACAUACUUCCUCCAGCUUUCAUUACCAGGGCAAAGAAAACACUUCCAGAGUCUUCUAAAGGACAUCAGAUUUUACUAACUGCUGAGAAGAGCUAUCUUUCAGCUCCCCAUCAUGCUGAACUUGUGGAGCGGCGAUGGGGUGGCAGCACGCACAUCACUGUUGAGGAAGUUAAGAAAAAGAUUUCAGAUUUGUUGAGGGAAUACAUUGAGAAUGGAGAUACAGUGGAGGCAUGUAGAUGUACAAGGGAAUUAGGGGUCUCAUUCUUUCAUCAUGAGGUAGUAAAGAGGGCUCUAAUCCUUGCCAUGGAGAUCCGAACAGCCGAACCACUCAUAUUUAAGCUGUUGAAAGAAGCGGCUGAAGAAGGCCUUAUAAGUUCUAGCCAAAUGACAAAGGGAUUUGGUCGGCUUGCCGAGAGCCUGGAUGACCUCUCUCUUGAUAUUCCUUCUGCAAAAACAUUGUUCCAGUCACUAGUCCCAAAAGCCAUCUCUGAGGGUUGGUUGGAUGCUUCAUUUUGCAAACCAUCAGCUGAUAAUGGGGAGUUGGGAGAAAAUGAUGAUGAAAGAAUUAUUCGAUUCAAGGAAGAGGCAGUGACAAUCAUCCAUGAAUAUUUUCUUUCUGAUGAUAUACCAGAACUUAUCAGAAGCCUUGAAGAUCUCUCAGCUCCUGUGUUCAACCCAGUUUUCCUCAAGAAGCUGAUUACCCUUGCCAUGGACAGGAAGAACAGAGAGAAGGAAAUGGCAUCUGUUCUGCUAUCAGCACUUCAUUCUGAGAUCUUCUCUACUCAAGACAUAGUUAAUGGGUUUGUCAUGCUUCUGGAAACUGCAGAGGAUACUGCGUUGGACAUAUUAGAUGCCUCAAAUGAGCUUGCAUACUUCCUGGCUAGGGCAGUUGUUGAUGAUGUCCUUGCUCCACUGAACUUGGAUGAGAUAAGCAGUAAGCUGCCACAGAAUUGCAGUGGGAGUGAGACUGUCCACAUGGCCCGUUCGCUUCUUGGUGCUCGUCAUGCAGGUGAGAGGAUCCUGAGGUGCUGGGGAGGUGGCACUGGUUGGGCUGUGGAGGAUGCCAAGGACAAGAUUACAAAGCUCCUGGAGGAGUAUGAAAGUGGGGGUGUUGUGGCCGAAGCUUGCCAGUGCAUCAGGGACCUUGGAAUGCCAUUCUUUAAUCAUGAGGUGGUGAAGAAGGCAUUGGUUAUGGCUAUGGAAAAGAAAAAUGAUAGGAUGUUGGAUUUGCUGCAGGAGUGCUUCGGAGAAGGGCUGAUCACCAUCAACCAGAUGACCAAAGGCUUUGCCAGGAUUAGGGAUGGGCUUGAUGAUCUCGCUCUUGACAUUCCAAAUGCAGAGGAGAAGUUCAAGUUCUAUAUGGAGCAUGCGAAGAGUAAUGGGUGGCUUCUUCCAUCUUUUGCAUCAUCUGGCCCAGAUGAUGCAACACCAUCCUUGGCUGUCAUUGCUUGAUGGGCCAACUGGUGACCCCUUUGGUUUUACCCCAUAUGUACUGUAUUUCUGUUUGUACUCACAGGUGAAAAAUUGGGGGGAUGUGAACGGUGGGUUUCUUCAGAUAGUGUAUUUUGUGGUUGCCUGAUGGAGAGGUUUUUUGAAUUGUUUGCAGUUCAUGUAUAGAGAAGUUGAUCUUUGAAUUCCA